Rotaria socialis is the source of this 801-nucleotide messenger RNA. NCBI's taxonomy places the organism in Eukaryota, Metazoa, Rotifera, Eurotatoria, Philodinida, Philodinidae. The record is from the annotation of a GenBank genome assembly.
AUGACCACAAGUGCGUCCACACCGAGUGCUUCCACCGAAACGAUCAGAGCAGUAACUGCAACCACUAGUACCGCCACAAAAACUACUACUACAACUACAGAAAAAAUAAGUGCAAGCGUAUCAACCACAAGUGUCAUCACAGCAACCACCACUAGGAACGCUACUACAGAGAUGGCCACCACAAAAACUACAACUACAACUACAACUUCAAAAAAAAUGACUACAAGCGUAUCAACCACAAGUGCCAUCAGAACAGCCACCACUAGGAAAACUACUAGAAAAGUUACAACUACAACAUCGACGGCAACGGCAACGACAACGGCAAAACUAACAACUGUUAUAUGCGCACCUUCAUGCAAUUCACAGCAGACAUGUAUCCAAGGUUAUUGUUUGGAUAUAGGACAUCUGUUAUGCGCUUUGACAUGGUCUCCACCAAUUGAAGUAGAUUUAGUAGUUACAACUCCAACUGGCAAGACAAUGUACGAUAUUACUUCAACUGAUCUUUCAUAUUUUGAUGGGGGUUUAUUCGAAGGCUACGGUGUAGACUACAAAGAAUUGGAUACUGUUUAUUGGCCCAUUGAUGGUUCACUACCACCAUCCGGCACCUAUUAUGUUUGCUCUGCGAUAUAUUCAAACAGUUCAAUUACUAGCAGUAAAAAUCCGCUCAGGAUCACUUCUUAUAUUGUACGCCCCUCUGGUGCUGUUCUCACUAUGACACGAACAUUCGCUUUUCCUACAAACAGAACGUUUGUUUGUACGAAAAAUUCAAGUUACCUAAUCGGCUCAUUCAUUUAUCCGUAA